This is a messenger RNA of Nelumbo nucifera (sacred lotus), 1550 nucleotides long. RefSeq lists its product as uncharacterized. Gene Ontology annotation, biological process: intracellular signal transduction. Gene Ontology annotation, molecular function: protein serine/threonine kinase activator activity. NCBI's taxonomy places the organism in Eukaryota, Viridiplantae, Streptophyta, Magnoliopsida, Proteales, Nelumbonaceae. The record is from RefSeq and is a predicted model, not a curated record.
AAUUGGUAAAAAUUAGCACAUAUCUCUCAUUGGUGUUCAACGAUUCAAGUUGUUGUUUGAGCAUUGCUAAUCUCUUGGAAGUACCCAUUCGAUGGGCAGAUCUCUUCACCUGAGUGUGACACGUGGUAAAUUAUUUGGGCCCAGACUUUCUGUACAGUAGUCCAGAUCCAGGACUUUGCCAAAUUCAACGAGAAAUAACAGAACGUCAGAAAUAGAGUUGCAUGGUCAGGUGACUUUGUUCAAGAGAGAGAAAGCUCGAGAGGAGGAAGGGGAGUUGCAGAGAAGAUCAGGGGAGGCGGUCUUCAUGUCGUUUUCUUUCUUCAAGUCGUCGAGGCCCAAGACCUCAUCGGAGCUCGUAAAAGCGAUAAGAGAGAGUCUUCUUGCCCUCGAUUCCAAGACCGUUGCCGAAGUUAAAGCUCUCGAGAAGGCUCUAGAAGAAGUUGACAAGAAUAUACUGGCAAUGAAGCAAAUGCUAUCUGGAGAUGGGGAAGUUGAACCAAAUAUGGAUCAAAUUUCACAGUUUACAUUUGAGAUCUGCAAAGAGGAUGUUUUUGGCCUUCUGGUUCUCAAGUUACCCAUAUUGGGAUGGGAAGCAAGGAAAGAUUUAGUGCAUUGUUGGUGCAUAUUGUUGAAGCAAAUGGUUGGCUCUAGUUAUUGUUGUGCAGAAUAUAUUGAGAAUCAUCCAGAACUACUGGACUUCCUUGUUACGUCCUAUGAUAACAAAGACGUUGCAUUAACUUGUGGAAUUAUGUUGAGAGAAUGCAUCAAGCAUCCAACCCUUGCAAAAUAUAUUUUGGAAUCCACAAGCUUUGAGUUGUUCUUCAAGUUUGUGGAGUUGCCUAACUUUGAUGUUGCUUCUGAUGCUUUUUCUACUUUUAAGGAUUUGCUUACUAAAUAUCCAAAUGUGGUAUCCAAAUUCCUAAAAGCCCAUUAUGAAGAGUUCUUUGAGCAAUAUGAAAGUCUUCUAACAUCCAAAAAUUAUGUGACAAGAAGGCAGUCAUUGAAGCUUCUUUCAGAAUUUCUUUUGGAGUCUCCAAAUUCCCAUAUAAUGAAGCGUUACAUCACAGAAGUUCGGUAUCUGAAAGUCAUGAUGACAUUGCUGAAGGAUUCAAGCAAAAAUAUCCAGAUAUCAUCUUUCCACAUUUUCAAGGUCUUUGUUGCUAAUCCAAACAAACCAUUGGAAAUAAUCCAAAUCUUAGCAAAGAACCAUGAAAAGCUACUUGAGCUCCUCCACAAUCUUUCUGUUGGCAGAGGUGGUGAUGAUGAGCAAUUUGAAGAGGAAAGGGACUUGAUUAUCAAGGAAAUUAAGAGAAUAUCUUGCCUACCAAAUAUUGCUUCCUAGUGCGCAAGUGCAAAUAGCAUACUGUUAUCUUCUUUUGUCUCAGAGUUUUCUAUAUUCAAGGAUUUCCUUGUACAAUCUACUACACUCAUGAAUGGAGUUUAUUUGCAACAAGAGUUCAAGAUAUGAUGCAAUGGGUAUUCUGAGAACUGUCAGUACUACUGGAAUCUUAUAUGAAUGUUAAAAGGAAAAUGAGUUAUUACUCUUCGUA